Messenger RNA from Portunus trituberculatus (swimming crab), 2042 nucleotides. Its product is annotated as uridine diphosphate glucose pyrophosphatase NUDT14-like. NCBI's taxonomy places the organism in Eukaryota, Metazoa, Arthropoda, Malacostraca, Decapoda, Portunidae. Gene Ontology annotation, biological process: ribose phosphate metabolic process; nucleoside phosphate metabolic process. Gene Ontology annotation, molecular function: UDP-sugar diphosphatase activity; metal ion binding. The record is from RefSeq and is a predicted model, not a curated record. Bases 60 to 722 code for a protein of 220 amino acids. The transcript is spliced from 5 exons.
GAGUGAACAUCAAUACCUGCACGAACUAGCCACAGCAAAGCACAGCACAGCACAGCAGGAUGGAGACUGUGGAGGACGUAAAAGUGGAGGCGUUAACAGCCACCUCGCAAUUCGUGAAACCCCUGAGGAUGCACUACCGGCAGGACAAAAAGGACAAGAUCUGGGACUUGGUGAGCCUGCACGACAGUGUGAGUGUCAUUCUCUUCAAUACAGACCGGCGGGUGCUGGUUUUGGUGAGGCAGUUCAGGCCAGCUGUGUACUACAACAGUGUUCCUGAAGAGGAUCGCCAAGCGUCAGGAAACGUGGACACCUCGAAGUACCCGGGCUGCAGUGGCAUCACCCUUGAGCUGUGUGCUGGCAUUGUAGACAAGAAGGUGUCCCUGGAGGAGAUGGCACGGCUGGAGGCGCUGGAGGAGUGUGGCUAUGAUGUGCCACUGAAAAACUUUGAACACGUUAAAACAUUCAGGUCAGGGGUAGGAGUGUCUGGUGAUCGGCAGACAAUGUUCUAUGCUGAGGUGACGGACAAGAUGAAGGUUACAGAAGGAGGUGGUUUAGAAGCAGAAGGGGAGUUGAUAGAGGUGGUGGAGAUGAGAUUGCAAGAAGUGAGGGAGUUGAUGGCCAAGCCUGAGGUCACAGCCCCUGUUGGAUUGCUCUUUGCUCUCACUUGGUUCCUGCAACACAAGGCCCCACCUACCACUACUACCACUGCCACCACCACCUAAUCUACCAGCAGUGCCACUCCACCUACCAGCACUCACUAAACCCACUACCACUGUCACCUAAUCCUCCAUCACUGCCACCUAGUCCACCACCACCACCUAGUUCACUACCACCACCACCACUGUCACCUUCCUGCAUCUUUACUACUAGCUUUGAGUAAUACUGAUUCUGUUCCACCUAUCUGCCACCAUUACUUUUACUACCAUGCUUCUCACAACUACAGUUAGUACUAUUUAUUCUCUUUAUACUGUACAGUAGUUAGGUUUGUUAUAUUAGUUAUUGAAGGGUUGUGUUAUUAAGUUAAACGGUAAGUUUAGUAAGGUCUGCAAAGUUAUUCACUUGUAUCCACUUUCCUGCAAUUGUUUCUACAAGUAGUAUCACCACUCCUCUCCUUUAGCUUCAUGCUACACCAUGUCACCUUCACCACUAGUUCAUCAUAGGUCACCACAGCAACACUACAGACACCACUGCUCUGUCAGUCAUCACUUCCAUGAACUCACCUCCAAACAAAAUGCAUUCUCCAAUAAUAGUACAGUACUAGUAUGCACAAGUUAUUUAGCUUGUAUGGUGUGUGGUGGUGGGCAUGCUUGUGUAUAAUGAGGGAACAGAAGAGCUAUCCUACGUUAUAAAAUGCAGCUGGAUCAAAAUAUUGUAAUGAAUCAAAGUCCUCUUUCAGUGAUAUGGUCCUAGCACAGCUUCUAAUGUGGGAUUUCUCAGAGGCAGUGGGCUGGUGAAUGUCUGCCUGGGAUGACCAAAGCGAGGCACACGGGUAUUAUUCCUUACUUGAUCAUGAUUUGUGGAGCAGGAUAGCUAUAUGCUCUGUGGCUAAAGAGUUAGUGAUGGAAACUAAAGGCCUUGGCACUGCCACCAUAAGGGUUAUGUGAUUCUGUUUACAAUAAAACCAGAGUUUUGUAGUAUGUAUAUAAAUCUUGCAUUGUGUACAUAUUUAGUAAAGCAGGUUUUUUGCUCCAUAAACGAAAUCAUCCAGUUGUGUAAAAAGAAUGAAAGUGUCAUGAAAAGUGCAGAGAAGGACCUGUGAUACUAAUAAUGAAAAUUGUUAUUGUUUCUGCAAGUUUUUAUUUUUUAUAGUACCUUUUCUCCUUGCCUUCCUACAAUGCUUACCAAGAGAAAGGAGGUUUUGCACAUACACAUUUAGUUGACUCUAGUCCAAGAUUCCAAAGCAGGUCUGAAGCUUCCAUAGGAUGCAUUGACCAUUAAGAAAAAUAAACUAUAUAGGACUACGUGCUGAGAGAUAUAUGUAAAAUUGGAAAUAUAAAUGAAAAUACAAUAUAUUACAUAUACGUAAUAAAAGAAUAAUAUUA